AUGGGGGGGCGGAGUAACGGCGGUUUGCGGGUACUGCAUGGCGUUUGGUUGUGGAGUUUGCUCCUUGCUGUUCUGCAGGGCUGUCUCUCAGGUGCAUUGAAUUUCAAUCCUGAUGCAGCUGACUUCAUUCCAGGAGAAAGACAAACUUCAGAUAUAAACUGGGUAAAUAGAGAGAGAGUGGACUCUAAUCAGAAUAGAAGUGAUUUACAAUUUCCCAGUCAGUCUUCUGACAGAAAUACAGAUUAUAAAAGCUCUUCCAAAAAGCAGCCUGGCUUUUGUAAUCCAGAAAGCCAAUAUGGGAAUUGUCAAGACUUUCACCAAUUUUUUGGUAACAGUAAAAGUUCAAAGAAUCGCAACUUUCAAAGCCAGCGAUGGCCCAGGUCCAGAAAUGAUAGCACUUGUCCUAGAAAUAAGGUGAGGCAAACUGCUACUGAUGCUGCUGCAGGUCCAGGAAGUUCGGAUAACUCAGUGGUGCCUGGAAGAAGAGCAGCUCCUAGAGGAUAUAAUGACUUUCUCUCCUCAGAGAGCGACAGAGAACUAUCUAAUGCGGACAGCAGAGGAGCAAAGCCGAAGAAAACACACCUGAUGCAUGCAUCUGGAAGAGGGUUCAAGGAGAAAGGAAAGCAACUACACGAGCGGGAAAAGAGGGUGAACCCUAAACAGAAAGUUGAGCUGUUGGAAAAUGUGCCGUCUGUGGAUUUAACCCAGUCUGACUCUUCAGAAUCGUCUUUUGGAAAAGCCUUCUGCGAGGCGCUUGUCGGUAGCGGGGACGAGCAGAAAAGCUACAACUAUGUUAACAGGAGGUACCCUCGGAAGCCUGUGUGGAAUAAGCCACCGGCAGAAAGAGACUAUCAGAAAAGGCAUGAUUCUCACCGCAGUAAAAAUACAAAAGUAGGUAAGAAGUCUUCUCUUGCGUAUCCUUCAAAAGAUAAAAACGAGAGGAAAAAGGAACUCACUGUUCACAAAAGCGAUGAAACCUCAACCAGUGAAAUCAGGCAUCAGUUGUCUGACUCCGUCAGAUGUAACGGAAGAAAGUUCCUGCUAAAGGAGGAUCAGGCACCUGCCCUUCAUUUCAGCUGGACCCAGUACUGGAAAAAGCAGAGUGAUGUACCAAAAAACAAAGAAACUCACACAGGGUCCCUGAUUGAACAGCUGACCACAGAGAAGUAUGAGUGCAUGGUGUGUUGUGAGGUGGUGCGAAUCGUGGCACCAGUGUGGAGUUGCCAGAACUGCUACCACGUAUUCCACCUGAACUGCAUCAAGAAGUGGGCAAGAUCACCAGCUUCCCAGGCUGAAGAUGGUAAUAGUGGUUGGAGAUGUCCAGCUUGUCAGAACGCUUCUACGCAAGUUCCUACAACUUACACUUGUUUCUGUGGUAAGGUAAACAAUCCUGAAUGGAAUAGAAAUGAAAUUCCUCAUAGCUGUGGAGAACUCUGUGGAAAGAGGAGACAGUGUUUGGACUGUCCACAUCUUUGUAACAUCCUCUGCCAUCCAGGACCUUGCCCUUCGUGCCCGGCCUUUGUGACCAAAACCUGUGAAUGCGGGCGAACGAGUCACUCAGUUCGCUGCGGCCAGUCAACAGCAAUUCGUUGCUCUAAUGUCUGUGGAAAUACUUUAAAUUGUGGUAAGCACAGCUGUGCCCAAGUGUGCCAUGCAGGGAAAUGUUCCCCUUGCCAACUAGUAGUCCAGCAAGUGUGUUACUGUGGGAGCAACUUUAAAGAUGUAUUAUGUGGGACAAAGGAAGAAUUCUCGGAUGGAUUUGGGAAUUUCUCAUGUCAGAAGAUAUGUGGCAAGAAAUUAAACUGUGGGAGACACAACUGCACACAAGUGUGUCAUCCCCAGCCCUGCCAGCUCUGUCCACGGCUUCCCCAGGUAGUGUAUCGCUGUCCCUGUGGCCAGACUCCUCUCAGCAAGUUACUGGAACUGGGCUGUAUUGAACGGAAGUUAUGCACAGAUCCCAUCCCGUCGUGUGGAAAAACGUGCGGCAAACCCCUCUCUUGUGGGAGCUAUGAGUUUAUUCAUAGAUGUGAAAGCCUUUGCCAUGAGGGAGAUUGUAGACCAUGUUCUCGCACAUCAAAUAUUUAUUGUCGAUGUGGCUUCAAAAAAAAGGAAGUCCCAUGUACGCUCCUGAGAAAUAAAGCUGCUAUUACAUUCAUGUGUGACAAACGAUGCAACAAGAAAAGGUCAUGUGGGCGACACAAAUGUAAUGAAAUUUGCUGUGUGGACACAGAGCAUAAAUGUUCUUUGGUUUGCGGGCGCAAACUCAACUGUGGGCUUCAUAGGUGUGAAGAACCCUGCCAUCGAGGCAGCUGCCAAACGUGCUGGCAGACAAGUUUUGACGAGUUAACUUGUUACUGUGGCGAAUCAGUGAUUUACCCCCCAGUCCCCUGUGGCACCCAGCCCCCGGAAUGUAAAAGAACGUGCACCAGGCCACAUGAGUGUGAUCAUCCAGUGUACCAUUCGUGUCAUAGCGAGGAGAAAUGUCCACCAUGUACCUAUCUCACCCAGAAAUGGUGUAUGGGCAAACAUGAACUGCGGAGUAAUAUUCCCUGUCAUCUCACUGAUAUUUCCUGCGGACUUCGCUGCAAUCAAAUGUUAAAAUGUGGAAUGCACAAAUGUAAAAGAAUCUGUCAUAAAGGAGAAUGUCUUAUAGAUGAAGAGUGUAAACAGCCAUGUACUAUUCCAAGGCUAUAUUGCAGUCAUCCCUGUAUGGCUCCAUGUCAUCCUUCUUCACCCUGUCCAACAACUUCCUGCUCUGCUAAGGUCGAUCUCCAUUGUGAAUGUGGAAGACGGAAAGAGAGCAUGAUUUGCUCGGAAGCAUCGAACACAUAUCAAAGAAUAGCUGCUAUAUCUAUUGCCACCAAGUUAACAGAUCUGCAACUUGGAGAUUCCGUGGAAAUCAGUAGGCUUAUUACAAAAAAAGAAAUGAAGCAAGCCAGGCUGCAAUGUGAUGAGGAGUGCUUAGCUCUUCAGAGGAACAGGCGUCUUGCCGAGGCUCUUCAGAUAGAUGAUAAUUCUGACCCUUUCAAUGUUCGCUCUUCUGGACCCAAGUACAGCGACCUUCUGAAAGAAGAUGCCAGGAAAGACCUAAAAUUUGUCAGUGAUAUUGAGAAGGAAAUGAGAAUGCUUGUGGAGGCUGUGAAUAAGGGCAAGCAUACAAAGAAGAGCCACUGUUACCCGCCGAUGAACAGAGACCAUCGCCGAAUCAUCCACGAGUUAGCUCAGGUUUACGGCAUUGAAAGCGUGAGCUACGACAACGAACCCAAGCGUAACGUGGUUAUCACUGCCGUGAAGGGGAAGUCUGUCUGUCCAAGCAAUACCUUAACUUCUGUUCUAGAUAAAGAAAUGCAGAGCAGACCUCCGCCUCCUAUUCCCCACUACAAGCAAACAGAUAAGAGUGUUGGAAACAAUGGUUUAGCAAAAUCAUUGAAAGAAGAGCCAGUAAUUGACUACUUUGAUGUCCAGGACUGAAGUCGUUCAUGGAGAAUUAAGAUACAGAAGCUUCAAGGAGAUGAAGACGCUAAAUUAUUGUGCAAGACUUUGUGUCCGUUAGAUGAUUAGUCAUCAUUACAUUACAAGAUUUAACAUGCAUCUAAAGUUAGCUUAUUGUAUGCUAGAAAGUUAUGCAGUUUUACAGUUUACAUAACUGCGUAACACCUAACAGUAUGGAAGCUUUUUACAGCUGGGGUUGGUGCAAUUUUUUCACCUAACGUGCUGUCAGAAUGAUGUAAAUCUCCACUGCUGCCUUCUAAGCAAGAGAGCUGGUGAUCAAAAAGAUUCCUUUGGGGAGUAGGACCAGCGCUAACUCUCAAGGACAGACUUGGACAGGUCGCACACAGUUUGAAAUGGAGCACUAGGCCGGGAAUACCUACGCCUAAAAUGCUGGGGCAGAAAUCCUAAAGGUGUUCCCCUCUUUUAUUCACUUCCAUGUUAAAACAGUAGUUUGGGGGACUCCUGCGGAAGGAAAUACAAACUCUCUUUCAAUGUCUAAAUACUAAUGUUGACUCUAAAAUAACUAGGUAAUGCCGGGUAGGAGCUCAAACUGCUGUUGGUAUCUGAAGGACCAGGAUUUGGGGAAAAUGGGGACUUCUUUUGCUUUAACUCAAAUUUGACAUUUAAUUUAAAAAAAAAAUGCAAGUUCUUUCUUAAUUAAGACCUUAAUUAAGACGAUAUCAGACUUCAUGUAUUAUUUUGGUGUUAUAUUCACUUUAAUUUGUAUUUAGAAUUGUUAGCUUUCUGAUUUAUUUUGCAUGCUUUUGUUGGGGGUUUAUAGAUUUUUCUGUAUUGUGCAAGCUUACGCUUGUGAAGUUUGGUUUAAGUAUGAUUUUUGAGUUUAGAACAACAUCUGUAAAAUGUAGAAGAACCUCUGUCUAAAGUCUUUGCCUCUGGAAGAUCUUUGUUGCACGGGGAAAUGCCACAAGCCAUGGGCCAACACUUGAAACAGCAUCACAGUUACCAAGGCACUCUUAGAGAUGGUGAGCUGUUGCAAGUUGCUUCACUCAGGUGGGUGGGAAGCUCCUUGGGAAAGGACAUGGAUAAACUGGCACAGCUGUGACCGAGUGAUGCCUCUUUGGUUGAGGUGGUGGGUCUUUGAGUUAAUGACUUGGUUAGUUAUCGCCCUGUUUCGCUGCUGCUUGUUUCUUACGGCCAUAGCUGCCACUAGCAGUGAUCCCCCUGUGCGGCACCGAGGGCUGCUGAGCAGGGCUUAGCACCUCGAAGAAACAGCUGCAGCAGAAGAUUAACCCUCUGUUGUGGAUUUAGCUUUCAGCCACCUCACUCGGCUGCAGCGUGAGGACGGAGUCCAGGGAAAGUGCAAGUCAGUGGUCCAUGCUUAGACUCACUCAAGUUACCGUGAAGCUCUGAGCCUAAACUCAGGCUUUGAUUACAUUUCAUCCUAAGUGACUUGCGAAGCAUGUAAGGGAUGAGCAGCAAACUCCCGACAACAUCUGCCCACCCUCUACCCCUCCAAAAAAAAAAGUUUUCUAAAUGAAACUGCAUGCUGUUAUUUUCAUUUUUGCACAUGCUUAUUAGUUCAGGUAAGUUCAGCUUUAUACCCCUCUAAAUGUUUGAAAUGCACAUCCUUCACUCAGAACA
Messenger RNA from Nothoprocta perdicaria, 5094 nucleotides. RefSeq names its product nuclear transcription factor, X-box binding 1 (gene NFX1). Gene Ontology annotation, biological process: negative regulation of transcription by RNA polymerase II. Gene Ontology annotation, cellular component: nucleus. The transcript is spliced from 25 exons. The coding region runs from base 1 to 3471 and encodes 1156 amino acids. The record is from RefSeq and is a predicted model, not a curated record. Gene Ontology annotation, molecular function: DNA-binding transcription factor activity, RNA polymerase II-specific; zinc ion binding; RNA polymerase II transcription regulatory region sequence-specific DNA binding. Lineage: Eukaryota; Metazoa; Chordata; Aves; Tinamiformes; Tinamidae.